Molecule: messenger RNA, 537 nt
Organism: Sphaerulina musiva SO2202
Lineage: Eukaryota; Fungi; Ascomycota; Dothideomycetes; Mycosphaerellales; Mycosphaerellaceae
Exons: 3
Coding region: 1-537 (178 amino acids)
Source: RefSeq, a predicted model, not a curated record
AUGUCAACCAAUCUGACCCUCACGGCCCGCGAGCUCGAACUCCUCAAAGAAGUCGGCAAACAUCUUCAAACCGCUUCCGUCGACUGGUCCUCCGUCGCUCAAAACAUCAACUACAAAACUCCCAAAGCCGCUCGCGAUAAAUGGUAUCCACUUCGUGAUAAACUCUUUGGAGGAGCUGCGGAGAGCACCAACAACACCAGCAGCAGCAGCAGCAGCAACAAGAAGAGUGGUGGUGGUGGGAAGGAUUUUGCUACGACGCCUCUUCGUGCGAAGAAGAGGAAAUUUGUACACGCCAUCCAAGACAACAAUGAAGAUGAUGAAGAAUUCAAACAAGAAGAAGAAAAAGGCACACCGUCGAGAAUGAAGACGUCGAAGAAGAUUUUCAAGGCAAAGGCUACAGACAAGGGAAAGAAUGCUGCUACUGCUGAGAAUGAGGCUGAGAAUGAAGAAGAUGAAGUCAAAGUCGAAGUCAAACCGGAGCGUGUGGACAAUGAUGAAGAUGAUGAGGAUGAGGAUCAGGAUGGGUAUUUGUUUUAG